Mytilus californianus (California mussel) is the source of this 1030-nucleotide messenger RNA. RefSeq lists its product as uncharacterized. The transcript has 4 exons. The record is from RefSeq and is a predicted model, not a curated record. Bases 84 to 443 code for a protein of 119 amino acids. Lineage: Eukaryota; Metazoa; Mollusca; Bivalvia; Mytilida; Mytilidae.
AUGAGAUUGGUAUUUAAACCUUAAUAAAAAGAAUUCUCAACGAUAUCUCUGCCACUUUAGAGAUCAGAAAAAGGACAAGCAACAUGAAGGGACAAAUUCUUCAAAAUGUAAUGAAACUAGCAGAAAUAAUAACAAUUUUCUCCGUCGUGUUUCUUGUCACCAUAGCAACAGGAAAUGGUGCUCCACAAUGGCGACCGCAGGGUAGAUUUGGAAAACGGUUAGAUCAACGGUUCCCUUCAUCAUGGCAGCUUGGAAAUGGCGACAAAAGUAUAGACAUGUUUCCAGUUAUAGAAGAUCAACAAACACAACAAGGAAGUGAUUCAGAUGAACAAUCAAUUGAUUUACUGCACAAAUUAUGCGUAGAAAGCACUAUACCUGGAUUAUAUAGAUGUUACAGACGAAAAAGAGAAGCAUAUCCAAGAGGACUUACAGAUGAAGAAUAAAAGCAAAAAUGAUACCAAAUCAUAUUCAUGAAUAUUGAUAUCAAAAACAAUUUCGUGUAUACAACUUUAAAUUAUAAUUUGUUAAAAAGGUAAAACAUAUCAAAAAAAUGUGCAUGUACAUUUGUAGAUAAUUGCAAUGUUGUCUUAUAUUUUUGUCGAAUAUUAAGACUCAUUUUCAAAUUAUGAAAAUUUAGUAAAGGUUGUUGGUCCAAUCAAUACAUAAAUCUUUUUUUCAAAUUCGUCUUGAAUUAUUUUUAAAAAUCCAUCUUAAUUUCAACUUUCUCAAAUUAAUUAACGGUGUUUGCAUUUUUGGCCGCACCUACAUAUGACCCAUUUAUGGUGCAUGUACUUAUUAUACAUGCGAAAUAUAUUUCAUAUUUAAGAAUACAGCUAUGUUUGCCUGAACAUUGAAUAUAAAUAAAAAACAAAGUACACCAAAAUUAUUUAGGUAGCGAGAAUGCUUAAUGUAGGCAAAGAUGAUAAAAUUAUAAAUUGUCAACCUGCAUUUUUAAAUUGAUAAAUAAAUAAUGUUUAUGCUGUAUGAAUACAUUGUAAUUCUUCUUUGGAAAUAAAGUUCAAAUAACACA